Molecule: messenger RNA, 2079 nt
Organism: Penicillium olsonii
Lineage: Eukaryota; Fungi; Ascomycota; Eurotiomycetes; Eurotiales; Aspergillaceae
Source: the annotation of a GenBank genome assembly
AUGCCGGGUGUCAGCAUCCCAGAGCAACCGGAGAUGUUGGAUCUUGUGAAUGCCAGCGUCAGGGACCUUGUCCACGCCCUUGAUAUCGGCGCGGUGACAAGCGUUCAACUCGUGUCAUGCUAUCUCAAUCGAAUCGGAUAUUUUGAUUGUCGCGGUCCUUCCUUGAACUCGAUGUGUGUUCUGAACCUCAAAGCUUUGGAAGAAGCACAGGAAUCAGACGACUAUCGUGCAGGUGGCCGCCCACCACGGCCCCUCGAAGGGAUCCCCUUUACGGUCAAAGACAGCUUCAUGAUCAAAGACCUGACCGUUGCAGCCGGAUCUCCCGCCUUUGUUGAUCUUGUCUCGUCGCAAGAUGCAGCUGUUGUUACCAUGCUCCGGAACGCCGGAGCUGUGGUGAUUGGCAAGACAAACAUGCCAGCAAUGGCAGACGGUGGACCUCAACGAGGUCUAUAUGGUAGGGCAGAAAGCCCUUAUAAUCUGAAAUAUUCCACCACUGCCUAUGCGUCUGGCUCCUCCAAUGGCUGUGGAACUUCUACCGCAGCCAGCUUUGCGGCAUUUGGCUUGGCUGGAGAGACUGUUUCUUCUGGUCGGUCGCCUGCCUCGAACAAUGCCCUCGUUGGGUACUCCCCUUCCAGGGGAAUUAUACCCAAUAGAGGCCAAUGGCCGCUUUAUCCAACGUGCGAUGUCAUCGUUCCUCAUGCAAGGUCCAUGGAAGAUUUGUUCUUUGUACUCAAUGUCAUUGCGACCGAUGACCCAGACGCCAAAGAAGAAAUCGAUUUCUGGAGGAACCAAGGAUUCGUUCCAAUCCCCAGAGCAGCUGAACUUCGCCCAAAAAGCUAUCACAAUCUGGCAGACCCCAAUGCCCUGGCAGGAAAACGCAUUGCUGUUCCCCGAUGCUUCAUUGGCGCAUCUUCCGCAAAGCCUUUUCACGUGUGUACUGAGCCAGUACAACAGCUCUGGGAGAAGGCCAGAGCUACCCUGGAAUCUCUUGGAGCAACAAUCAUCGAGGCCGACUUUCCACUCCUCGAGCAGUAUGUGAAGCAAGACUUCCCGGGGCAAAGUUGCAAUAUCCCUGGCAUAUCGAAUGACUGGACCAGCGUUGAGCGUUGUCAAAUGAUUGCCACAGCCUGGGACGACUUCCUCCGCAUAAACGGUGAUAAAAAUUGCCCGAACCUUCUCGCAUCUGAUCCUCACAAGAUUCACCCUCACAUUGCACCCAUGGACGAUCCCUCAAACCACACCGAGGCUCAAAAUCAAGUUCGGUACCCCGAGAUGUUUGAAUUCGUGAGAGAUAGGGACCACACACUAUAUACCCUUCCUGGGGUCGAAGGGGCAGUCAAAGCCUUAGAAGACAUGCGGAAGAAGCAGUUCGAAGAUUGGAUGGACAUCAAUGACUUUGACCUCCUCGCAUUUCCCACAAAUGGCGAUGUUGCGGCAGCAGAUGCCGACGAAUAUCUCGAGUCGAUGACACAUGCACUUCAAGAUGGUGUAAAGUAUGCCAACGGAGGUCGAGCCAUGAAGCAUUGUGGAAUCCCAUGCAUCACAUUGCCCAUGGGCACAUUGCAGAAGCAACAAAUGCCCGUGGGGGUGACUUUUGCAUGCAGAGCAUACUCAGAUAACGACAUGCUGCGAUACGCAUAUGCCUAUGAGGCAGCUUCACAGGCUCGGACUGCUCCAAAGUUGACGCCGCCCAUUCCAUCAGAUCACAUACCGCUUGUACCUUCCGGCACAGGAGCUUCACGUACAGCCAAGCCGAUACUUGAGAUAUCCUCCUCAACAUGUAUCCCGAUGGAGGCGUCUGAGCAGAAUAUCCGUUGUCGACUCUCUGUGGAGGGUACUGUACGAUCAAGCAACUCUGAAGUUGGCGUGCGCUCCGUUGAAAUCUUUGUCGACGGUACCAAGCUGUUUAGUACUUCUCCUCAGUACGAGAAUUGGAGAUGGGAAAGUUGCCUCUCUCGGCCCAAGGUUGUCGACCGUUUCCCGACACUCGCGAAGGUUCUCAAGGAUCAUCACCUCGUGCUCAUUGUGGCACAUCUGACAAACGGAAGAAGUGCAGCGUCGAUGUUGCUGGUAAACUAG